CCUUGCUGCCCGGGGGUGCCAACGGGAAGUCGUGCUUUGGCGGUUUGCGCGGCAGGGGCACGGCGAUCUAGGCCAUGGCCGUUAGCUUCGCUGAAGGCACUCGGGUGUGGGAAUGGCAAGAGCGGCGAGGGCACGAGGGAUGUGAUGAUACUCACUACGCCGGCCGCGACUCCUUGCCUUGGGCGCCACGUUGAUGGAAUGCAACGGGAGGGACGAUGCAAGACGUGAGACUCAAAUGAAGACGAACCUGUUGAGGGCGCGAUGCUUUGUGCGACGAGCGACGGGCGACGGGGAGUGUGCGGGCGACAGCUUUCAAGGCGGGGUCGGCGAUACGUUGAGCCGCUUCAUUUCACGCGCGCCCGGCGUGUCGGGUUCAUCCGUGACGUCGGAGGAGGUGGGAAGGGAAAGAGCGUGUCCAGGAACGAACCUUGGAAGUCGCGGCGAGGCAGCGAUGAGGCCGAACGGUGAAGCAAAGCGGGUUGGCUGCUGUGCGCUGCCCGGACGGCCGUCUGCAGGGACACACGCCACACCCAAACAGGCGGAGCAACUGUCGAAUGGAAGCCCGCUCCCUCUCCCUCUCCAUGGCGGGAAACAAUUUGCGCGGAAGCAAUUAUGCCCAGGUGAGACGUCCAGUGGCGCGUGGUCCGCGCGCAUGUUUCUCACUGUCUUUGAUCGCUGACUGUUAGCUGUUGGCCCCGCGUCUGCCUACCCCAUUGGGAAGAUUGCGCGCUCCUUGUCGUCCGCCGCUUCUGCGAUAUGUCUCGUCGUCGGUGCUGUGGUGCCUCCUCUAUCUCUUCGCCUCGGAGCUGCGUGGUCUCCAUGUCUUCGCCAUCACAGCUGUCG
Trematosphaeria pertusa is the source of this 843-nucleotide messenger RNA. RefSeq lists its product as uncharacterized. The transcript has a single exon. The coding region runs from base 194 to 679 and encodes 161 amino acids. The record is from RefSeq and is a predicted model, not a curated record. Lineage: Eukaryota; Fungi; Ascomycota; Dothideomycetes; Pleosporales; Trematosphaeriaceae.